UAUUUCGUUUCAGUAUUGAAAUAUCUGAAUUUAAUCACAAUGGCAGUGGCAUCGGAUCGAAAAACUGUAAGAAAACUUAUAUCUGUAAACUCAAAUGAAAAAUUGAUUCCAGUCAUUGAGAAGAAAAUCGGUAAAGAUUUAGAGAGAUUGCCAGAAAAUGACCCUAAAAAUCAGUCAUCCAACCAAAGCAACGUCACAACUCAAAAGAAUAUCCUUUCUAAUAAAGGUCGACCCUGCUCAGGAUCAUCGAUUUUGAAGCGUUCUGCUCGACCGUCGUCUGGCCAUUCAGUAAAGUUUGUUGGACAAGAGACUAUAAUUUCAAUUGAGAAUACAGAUUGUUCACUAGUUAGCGGAAAUUCUAUUUCAAAUCCAGAUUACAAGAAGAUAUCAUUAGAGACUAUCACUCAACAAGAACCUCUUAAAUUGCAUAGUGAUUUAGCCAUUGAAUGCCAACAUGAGAUUGUUCUUCCAGCUGAGAGCAAAAUCUCUACCCCCUCUACAUCAACAAUCCCUUCUGCAUGCGAAACAAUAAAUAGCAAUGGUAUGUCCACAAAAUGUGGAACAAUAGCUAAUGAAAAUGAACAAAAUAUUAACUUCAAUGAAAAUAGCAUCGCAGAAGUAGACUUGAUAUCACAGAAUAAUUAUCGACAAAUGGACUUUACAAAAGAGAAUGACAGAUUACACGAAGAGGAAACUGGAAAUAAACAAAAAUUAAAACACAAAGAAGGAGAGGAAAUUCACGAAUGUGCAGGUACUAAAGAAGGUUCAAGGGAAAGUAUUAAUGAUUUACCAAGUACAUCAUAUAAAUCAUGUAUUCAUGAUACUGAUCAGGCUAAACAUCAUCAUCCCCAGAGGGAAACCUCCUAUCACCAGAAGAGAGUUAUAUAUAACACAGAAAAUUGCCCAACUAAUGGCGAUAUGCUGAGAGAGGGAUAUUACAGAACAAAAGGGGAUGGAAAUGAGAAAAGGCAUAACAGACAUAGAGAUAUUAAACAAAUAAUGUCAGAGAGAAAUGCCCCUGAAAGUGGAAUGGUUCAGCUUGAUGAGAUGGAAUUGGAUGAUGGAUUCAGUGGGGAGAAGGAAAAAGAAAUAACACAAACAAAAAUAAAUUCAAGAAAGAUAUCGGCACAGAAAAAGAAAAAGCUGUGCGAACUAUACGAAGAACUCAAAAGAGUUCGGGAUGCCAUCGCACAUAUGUAUUCUCUUGAAGAGGAAGAAAAAGAAAUUAGCGAGCCCGACACAGAAAAUAAAGAGUUUGAAGAUGAGGAGGUAAAAAGGUAUCAGAAUACUAGUCCAGGGGAAUCCAGGGGCUCUGAAAAAACAGAUGUGGAAAAAGAGAAUACCGACAUUGAAAAAGACUUGAUUUGUGAUACCAGCUCAGAAAGCACCCUAAACGAUGAAGAGAGACAUGACAGAAGUAUAAGUGAAAGAAGUGAAGAUUAUUUAGAUAAGAAAAAAUCGUUGGAAAAAUCUGAUGACGAAACAGAUAUUAGUGAUAUCCUUACUAAAAGCAAGAGAGAAUCAGGAACCCAGCUUGUCAUUGAUAAGCAAAAAGACGAAAAUACUGAUAAUGAGGAAGAAAAGGACACAUUUUGUGAAAAUGAAGAAGAAAUUAGAGACAAAAAUGCAGUGGAAAAGGUUCUUUCCGAAGAGUGUAGGAGUUCUGAGAAUAAUGUAGAGAACGGAAAAAGUGUGAUUAUUAAAAAGUACUCAGUCUGUAGCAAUCAUGUGGUAGGGUUAGUUAAUAGCUAUGAAGAAGAUACUAAAACGGACAAUAAGGAUGAAAUACAAGGGCAGGAAACAAACACCGUCAUUGAAAGAAAUUCAAAAAAUAAAAUGGAGGCAAAAGAUGACAAACUUCAAGAUAAAAUAGCAAAGAAUCAGAUCAGAAUAAAAAAUUCAGCUCGUUCAACUCAAAAUAAGAUCCACGAGAAAAAGAACGAAACACACCGGAAGAGCGGAAAGCAAAACCCAACACAUUCCCAGUCGGAGGAAUCUCAAAAAGGGAAAGAUUUUAAGUCAAAAUGCCGUCAUAAAUUGACAGAAACCAAAAAGGCCGAUGUUAAUAUCAACGAUGUUAAAACUAAAGGCGUGACAACUCAAGACAAAACCAUUGACAGAACAAAAGAGGAGCAUGGAAUAGACAGUUCUUGUUUUUCCUCAAGUGAAGAAAAUCAAUCUAAAAUUAAUGUAGAUGUUGAAAAUCAUUUUACACAGACUGACAAAAACAACUGUAGUGUAAGUGAUAAUGAUGAAAAAACUAUAACACGAGAAGUCGAAAAAUGUAGGAAACACGCCAAAACAAAAGAUGAAUAUAGUACAAAAAAUGAGCGAUUAAUCCAUUGUGAUACAAGUAGUAUGGGGAUAACAGAAACAAAACUGGCUGAAGAAAAGUGUUCCGAGUUAAACCGAGACAGUUUAAUGAAUAACUUUUCAAUGUCAGAACCCAUAAUCAUAGAUAAAACGAGAAAAGAUUCCUGUCAACUGACAAGUACAUCAACUGCUGCUAAGAAGAAAGUAAUAGAGGACGAAAGACAAUUGAACGAACCAAACAUUUCAUCUACUCUUGAAGGUUAUAAAAAUCUUGUUUCCGAAGUGAAUUUAGACUUUGUACUUGAUGUAAAUUACCCAGGUGAAAAUAUUCGAAAGGAUCCUGAAGAUAGAGGGAUGAGAGAGAGCUUUUCAGAUUCAACUCUAAUGAUGUCACCAAUGAAAGAAAGAGAGGAUGACUAUUUUGAUUUUGACGAUGAUAUCUCUGACAACGACAGCUUCACGGACAUCCCCAAAGUUACGGACGAAAAGAAAAGCAAAGAAGCAACAAAUGCAGCUAACAAAAUUAUAAAGGAUAUCUUGUGCAACAUCAGUGACAUGCAAGAGAACAGAAAGUUUAAAAGAGAAUUUAAGACAAUGACAACAGAGCAGGAGGAAAUGUCAUGCAUAGUCAUCUCUGACCCAGAUGACACGUUCAAUGUUGACUUAAUAAAAGAUAUUAACUGUUCAAAUAUCGAUCCACUAAUUGUACCUUCUUUAGUUGGAGAGUAUGAACUUUUAGUCAGCAACGUCACUCAGCUAUCUGCCUCACUUAACAUCGACUUUGGGGUAAACAAUUUUUCCUAUUUGGUUUGACAGAAAGUACAAUUGAAAGUUCGAAUUCCAUUCAUGAAAUCUGAAAUGAAGUAUUUCCAUCGUCCUGUCUUGCGAUGGCUUUCUGCCGAAAGAAAAUGGAUUGAAAUUCCGUCUGUUGAAUACUUGUACGAGGACGAGGAAGGCUGUAUUUUACCAAUAUUGGAAGCUGAGGUCACACAAUUGGGAAUUUUUGCCAUAAUAGCAGCAGGUAUAAAAGAGCAUUUUGUGUUUGGCCACAAUGUACACGAAGUAUCCUCUGCUGUGGACAGAGAAACGAUUCUUGCAGGAUCAUACUGUCCUCGGUUCUAUACGACAGAAACAAAGGCUGAUUUAGUGGUGAUUCCAAUCGAGAGAUCUGUGAUUGAUGAUUCUAAAACUUCAGACAUAGAGGAUUCAUCUUUACUUGUCUCAGCAAGCGCUCUUGUUGUCGUGGAUCUUCUGAAUGAUCCUCCUCAGCCUCUGACACUUUAUAUUCUUUGCAGCAAGCCCAAAUCGAGGCCAUGGACGGCUUCGAUGACAUCACGGAUCGGUACAUCUGAAUCCGGUUAUUUAUCAGGCUCGCGUAUUGUUUCCAGAGCAAAAUCAAGGGAAUCGAUCAACCAUUUUUUAGAAUGUUGGUACGAUUCAGACAACUACCUUGUACGGUUGGGAGGAGGAUGUUUAGGUGUUAAGAGUAUGCUUCUUCAAAAGAAAGAUCUUACUAAGGAUGAUAAAAUCCAAGUUACGCUUCAUGAAAAGCACAAUAUGUACUUAAUUGUUGAAAUGAAAAAAGAAGCUAGGCGUCCAGACGUCAAUAGUGUUGUAGUUAACCUUAUAAAAACACUUAAAGAACAUAGGAUAUAUGUUUGCGUGGCUCAAAGACGAGAUGACCCCAAACACAUUAGAGUGUCCUGUGAUCUCAAAACAAAGGUCACUACGCGGAUGAUGAAUCGGCUAGAAAAAGACCACAACAUCAGAAGAACCCUCAUUCAUGCUAAGGAGGGUGAUGUCAUCAGUUUGAGUUUGCGUGGCAACAUUACGACCAUUCCUAAGAGGAAAAGAAUAUUUAGAUUUUACGCCAUGAAUGGGUUUGUUGCUGAUUGGGAAAUCCAGGUUGUGUAUCCAUACUGUCAACGAUCUCUGAGGGAGUAUUGUGGAUUUGUUCAAGUGGCAGUUUGCACAAGCGACAGCUUCGAAGAUGCCCCAAUCUCGGGGUAUGAGGAACAUGUCAAAUGGAAACUUUUGACUGAAGUCCCUGUGACAUUACCAAAAGAUAGUUCCUUGUACAGUUGUGAAAGAAAUUUAAAAGCAAGGCUGUGUUUAACUUAUAAAGGUCCAAUUACCAUUGAGUUUCUCCGAUCACUUGCCAGACUAAUUGGAAAGGAAUGGUACAACUUAGCCAGAGGUCUUCGCCUUGAGCAUGUGAGAAUACAGUCCAUUGUACAGCAAAACAAGAGGUGUUCUUUAGAAAGUCUUGUGUACGAUAUACUGCUCACCUGGUUAAAAAGAUCCCGCCACUGCAGUGAUAAGGCUGUGAAUCUGGCAUCCGCUUUGAAGAAGAGUGGGAGGAUCGAUCUCGCUAAAGAAAUCAGUGACAUGGAUAGGUCGUAUAAACGUGACUAUUACAAAACUAUUAACGAGAGACGACUAGACAAGGCCAUACAUCUUGCCAGUAAAAGUCAUGCUGUAAUUAAGUCAUGGAAACAUGUUGGUUCCUACCUUCAAUUGAGUGAGGAAGAUAUUGUAGAAAUAGACGCUACUGAAUCCAACGAAUUUCAGAAAUGCGAGAGAAUGCUGAAACUGUGGCAGAGCCGAGGACAAUCUCACCAAGGACCACAAAUGCUGAUUGUACUUCUGAAGAAGGCUGGUUUUUGCUAUGUGGCAGAUCAUAUCGCCGUUGCUACCAGAUGGAGACCGAAAACCAGUAUAUAGAUUAGGAACAAGAAUAUAAGCAGUUGCUACCAGAAAGAGACCCAAAACCACUGUAUAGGUUUUGAAGAAAGCAACAUACACGUAUUGUUGUAGAUAUAUUCUUAGAUCUGAAAUAUUAUUGAGCAAUGAAGGGGCAGCACAAUAAAAGUCGUAUAAGUUUUUAUCGCAUGAUUAAAAGAAGGAGAGUUGUGUUUCCUUUGAUAAUAUACACAUAUGGAAUUUUUUGUGUUCUUCCUAUUAGACUUAAAAUGAGAAAGCUUGUCCUCAGCCGUUUAUAUUUUUUAGUUGAUCGAAUGUUUGUUUAUAUACAGUAUAUAUUAUUAAAUGACAAAAGAGAACGAGACUUUAAAAAAUUCCUUCUCGUACUAUUUUGUCCUGAAUAGAGUCAUUUUUUCUACUAGCUUAAAUCCUCCAAGUAACCACGUUGCAAUAAAUCAUUACUUGUAUAAUUAAUUUUGUAAUGUAAGAUGGAGUGCUGUUUCCUUCUAUAGACAUUACUUUUAAAUAGGCACAAAACCUUGAGGUUGAUAUAUUCUGGUUAAUUUUAUCUGACAUCUUUCUACACAAUAUAUUUUGUAAGUUUUUGUAACUGUUCAAGUAUUCUAUCAAAUUUUAAAGUGCACUCAUUUAAGUAAUGUUGAGUCAUGUUCUUUAGUUUUCUUGAGGACAUUUUAUAUCUUUAAA
Messenger RNA from Saccostrea echinata, 5721 nucleotides. RefSeq lists its product as uncharacterized. The record is from RefSeq and is a predicted model, not a curated record. Lineage: Eukaryota; Metazoa; Mollusca; Bivalvia; Ostreida; Ostreidae. Gene Ontology annotation, molecular function: protein binding. Gene Ontology annotation, biological process: signal transduction.